This is a messenger RNA of Tupaia belangeri chinensis (Chinese tree shrew), 1603 nucleotides long. RefSeq names its product hypocretin receptor 1 (gene HCRTR1). The coding region runs from base 18 to 1271 and encodes 417 amino acids. NCBI's taxonomy places the organism in Eukaryota, Metazoa, Chordata, Mammalia, Scandentia, Tupaiidae. The transcript has 7 exons. Gene Ontology annotation, cellular component: plasma membrane. The record is from RefSeq and is a predicted model, not a curated record. Gene Ontology annotation, molecular function: orexin receptor activity. Gene Ontology annotation, biological process: feeding behavior; G protein-coupled receptor signaling pathway.
CAGCGGCCCCUGAGCUCAUGGAGCCCUCGGCCACGCCAGCGGCCCAGACGGGGGUCCCCACUGGCAGCGAGGAGCCGUCGCCCGCGCUGCUCGACUAUGACGACCAGCUCCUGCUCUAUCUGUGGCGUGACUACCUGUACCCCAAGCAGUACGAGUGGGUUCUCAUCGCCGCCUACGUGGCUGUGUUCCUCGUGGCCCUGGUGGGCAAUGCACUGGUCUGCCUGGCCGUGUGGCAGAACCAGCACAUGAGGACCGUCACCAACUACUUCAUCGUCAACCUGUCCCUGGCCGACGUGCUGGUGACCGCCAUCUGCCUGCCGGCCAGCUUGCUGGUGGACAUCACCGAGUCCUGGCUCUUUGGCCCUGCCCUCUGCAAAGUCAUCCCCUAUCUGCAGGCCGUGUCUGUGUCCGUAGCAGUGCUGACUCUGAGCUUCAUCGCCCUGGACCGCUGGUACGCCAUCUGCCACCCGCUGCUGUUCCGGAGCAUGGCCCGGCGUGCCCGGGGCUCCAUCCUGGGCAUCUGGGCGGUGUCACUGGCCAUCAUGAUGCCCCAGGCUGCUGUCAUGGAGUGCAGGAGCAUGCUGCCGGAGCUGGCCAACCGCACUCGGCUCUUCUCCAUCUGUGACGAGCACUGGGCAGACGACCUCUACCCCAAGAUCUACCACAGCUGCUUCUUCAUUGUCACCUACCUGGCCCCGCUGGGCCUCAUGGCCAUGGCCUAUUUCCAGAUCUUCCGUAGGCUCUGGGGCCGCCAGGUCCCCGGCACCGCAUCUGCCCUGGUGCGGGACUGGACCUGGCCCUCCGCCCGGCAGCAGGAGCCCCGGCCCCGGGCACAGGCCUUCCUGGCCGAGGUGAAGCAGAUGCGAGCGCGGAGGAAGACGGCCAAGAUGCUGAUGGUGGUGCUGCUGGUCUUCGCGCUCUGCUACCUGCCCAUCAGCGUCCUCAAUGUCCUCAAAAGGGUGUUCGGGAUGUUCCGCCACGCCCACGACCGCGAAGCCGUCUACGCCUGCUUCACCCUCUCCCACUGGCUGGUGUACGCCAACAGUGCCGCCAACCCCGUCAUCUACAGCUUCCUCAGUGGCAAAUUCCGGGAGCAGUUUAAGGCCGCCUUCUCCUGCUGCCUGCCUAGCCUGGGUCCCUGUGGCUCUUUGAAGGCCCCCAGUCGCCGCACCUCUGCCAGGCACAAGUCUUUGUCCCCGCAGAGCCGCUGCUCGGUCUCCAGAGUCUCCGAGCACGUGGUGCUCACCGGCGUCACCACAGUGUUGCCCUGAGGGAGGGCGGCCUGGAGCUCAUGACCACCGGGCUCUCACCUGGCCACACCCACUGUGCCACCGGCCGGGCGUGGCCUUCCUCCCACACACCAGUCUGUGACAUCACACGCACAAGGCCCUCAGGCGUUCAGUCUGGCCCGGGGUCUCCUCAAGCCCAGGACUGUACUUGGCCAGCUGUCGGCCGCCUGGCCCGGCCCAUCCACCAGGAGCAGCACACACCCUCCCCCGGCACUCCCCGGGGCGCCGGCUCUGUGGGCACAGAGUACUCUCCCUGUGGCCACUUGGCAGGCCUGGAGGCCGGCAGCCAGAAGCAACGUAAUGAAAGGCCCGGC